Messenger RNA from Lentinula edodes (shiitake mushroom), 1248 nucleotides. RefSeq lists its product as uncharacterized. Gene Ontology annotation, molecular function: ribonuclease III activity. NCBI's taxonomy places the organism in Eukaryota, Fungi, Basidiomycota, Agaricomycetes, Agaricales, Omphalotaceae. The record is from RefSeq and is a predicted model, not a curated record. The transcript has 8 exons. Gene Ontology annotation, biological process: RNA processing. Bases 49 to 966 code for a protein of 305 amino acids.
AGUUUCGAAUUUCUUUAUUCCAAUUUCCAUGCCAUUUUAUUCAGAAUCAUGGUCCCCAGCUAUUAUGUCCAGUUGCAGAACAAGCUGUUCCGAUUCAUAGACCAAGCAGAUUUUGACUUCGCGCUGCCAAAACUUUCACGACCAACUUGGGAAAUCAUCAUCAAUGACAACGAUGAGCGUGAAAGACUAGAAUUCAUAGGCGACUUUUACAUGGCUGCUGCUGUUGGAGAAAACUUGUGUCGCAGUCUUCCUAAUGGAACUCCACAUCAAUACACAGUGGCACGGAGUGCCCUCACCUCAAAUUCGACAUACUCUGCCAUAAUGAAGCGGUUGGGCUUUAGCAAUCCUCAAGAUGACCGAAAAUCACCUGGAGAUGCAUUCGAAUCCAUAAUAGGAGCUAAGAAGAAGGAAGACUCGGUGUCGCUCGACAAGUGGUUUCAAACCUACUAUAUGCGACUCCUGAUCUACAUUGCGGAUGCUUGUCGUUCUCUUGCACCCAAGGGGAAGGCUGCCAAGCCUCGACCACUUCUCACUCUGAUAAGGCUCCGCUCAAUUGGUCAGGGUAGUCCAGCUGCCAGGAAGAUACGUUCCUCUUUAUCCCCAAGAAGCGUCCAGGUCAAGCGCAAACAGCGUCAUAUUCUCAAGUCUCCGUCAAUACGCAGCCGUCGCACCAUUGAUUUGACAAUCGACAGCGACCAAGAGGAUAAUAAAUGCCACGGAAGUAAAGACGAUGACGGCGUUGCACAGAUAUCCUUUGAGGAAUUCAAUAAGUCGCAGAUCCCUUUCUAUCACUCGAUGAUUUCGCCUCACCAUCGUCCAACCACCAGAAGGAUGAUUGAUUUUCAAUCUACUUCCAUGUCGUGUCUGUCGCUGCCGGACUUUUCUAUCUUACAUAUAUCUUAUUCUACUUACAUGUAUAUUUCCUUAUAUUUCCUAUAUUAUAACUGGCACGGCGCUUAUAUUUGAUGUGCAAGUCAGACACCCACAACUGUGUAGUGGAAUGGGGAGGCGCAAGGCGCCGACUAAUGGGGGGGCUGGGGCUUGUCCUCAACAAGCUGUGAACCCAGCUGUAGCACACGGUGCGAGCCAAGCGAGCCACCGUGGUGAACGCAUGGGUUCAUGUUUUGAAUAUAGGAUUGUGGCUGAAUUAUGUAAUGACUUCCUGGGUCGACAUUCUGAGGUGCACGAUAAAAUGCAACCAACAUGUCACCAUCUGUAUUCGUGUCCUCUCCGUACGGGUUCACUAGA